AUUCCUUCUUUUCAUUCUUGUAUUGUCAGACGAAACUUCAUUCUUCGCAUUCACUGACACGAGAGUGGUGAAUGUUUUGAAUAAUGAAAUGAUAAAUAAUUUCUUAGGAAUAAUGUAUCUAGAUCCAAAGACCAUCUACUUCCCCAGAAGACAUGUUAUUGUUCUUCUUGGAUGUUUCGGCUUGCUUGCAGUCUACACCAUGAGAAUCAAUCUUAGUGUAGCAAUAGUGGCCAUGACGAACCACAACCACACGAAAACAAUUCCUGAAAAUAGCACAAUCGAGGAAGUUCUAGAAUGCCCAAAUCUUGCUAGAAAUCAGUCUACAAAUGAAGUCCCUUCCUAUAAAGGAGAGAAAUACGACUGGAAUCCUAGAAUUCAAGGUAUAAUUCUUGGUGCAUACUAUCAAGGGUACGUUGUUACUCAGUUGCCAGGAGGCAUUCUGGCUGAAAAGUUUGGCGCCAAGUGGGUGUUUGGCGGUGGUGUAUUGGCAACAUCAAUAUUUUCCUUGUUAACUCCCCUGGCUGUCAGUUGGGGUACAACUGCUUUUAUUUGUGUUCGAGUUCUUCAAGGGUUUGCUGACGGUGUAACAGCACCCUCAAUCCAAAUCGCCAUAAGCAAAUGGUCACCAAAGAUGGAACGUAGCAGAGCUUCAACAAUUAUUUUUUCUGGAGUCAUGGCUGGUGAAGUUAUAGCUAUGACACUCUCUGGAGUGUUAUGCGGCUUAGAUACAUUUGGUGGAUGGCCAUCUGUUUUUUAUCUGUUUGGGGGAAUGGGUGUCCUGUGGUGUAUUUGUUGGUUUCUUUUUAUGUAUGAAACACCAGAUAUACAUCCAAGCAUCUCCAAGGAAGAGCUGUUUUAUAUUGAAGACAAUCAAGACGUGCAAUCAGAAAAGAACAUCUCGAUCCCAUGGAAAGAAAUGAUGUUAUCCGCACCUGUAUGGGCAUUUACUUUUGCUGUGAUAGGACAUAGUUUCGGUUACAUCAUGUUGAUGACAGAGUUGCCAACGUAUCUACAUACAAUUCUUCGUUACGAUUUGACAUCGAAUGGAAUCCUGUGUGCAAUUCCCUUUAUUCUACAAUUGGUUGUUUCAUGGAUUGCAUCAUGGGCUGCUGAUAAACUAAGGACGACAAACAAGUUUUCCAUCACAUUCAUUCGAAAAUUAUUCAAUACUAUAGGUAUGUCGGGACCACCCAUUUGUUUACUAGCCGUGACGCAAUCUGGUUGUCGCCCUGAACUCAUAGUUGCGUUAUUGUCAAUUGGAUUGGGAAUUGAUGGAUGCGUAUUUUCAGGUUAUAACAUAACCGCUGUUGAUAUGACUCCUAACUUUUCUGGAACUAUUUAUGGCAUAGCAAAUACAAUCGGUAGCAUAUCUGGCGUUAUAGCGCCAAUGGUGGUAGCCUAUUUCCUACAUGGUGGAAACACAACAGCAAAUUGGAGCAAAAUAUUCUACACUACUGUGGCUAUUUAUUUCAUUUGUUCAGCCGCAUUUCUUGCUUUUGGAUCUGCUGAAUUGCAACAGUGGAAUUCAGGAAAAAUAGAAGAAAAGAAGGAAAAGGACAAAGAAACAAAUAUCUCGAAUCCUGUUAUAAAUCAUAGAAUAUCAAUUUCAGAAACGUUCAAGUGCUGAUGACUGUAUUGUGAUACUUGAUUGAGUUGCCUACUUGUGGAUCCCUACUUCAUCAGCAUAGUUGCCAACCCAGAAGUCCAAGAUUCUCUGAAUAUUUUUAAAUAAGAACCAAAUAACAAUAAAGUUAAAAUCAAAUAAUUUUGUUCGCACUUACAAACUUUUUAAAAUUAAUAAGUUUUGUAUAUAUAUUUAAGUUGUUUGUAUUUAGUGGAAAAAAUCAUUCUAAAUUUAAUUUAAUAAUUCAGUAAUGAAGUGUUAAAUCAGGAAUUUAACUACCAAUCUAAAAUUCUUAAAUAAAAACGUUUCGAAAAAUUAAUACAAGUUGAGAUAUAUGUAGCAGUCAACUUAUGAAGAAGGUUGAUUCAUUUUUUUUCAUUCCUCAUAUGAUGUUAUUCUUAUUUAUUCAAUGGAAGUUAUGUUGUUGUUUACAUAAGAUCACACUUUCUAGAUGCCAACUUGAUCCGCUUAGUAAAGAAAUAUUUUCUUGUGGUAACGAAAAUUAAAUGAAUUUUAGUGGAGGA
Molecule: messenger RNA, 2148 nt
Organism: Parasteatoda tepidariorum (common house spider)
Lineage: Eukaryota; Metazoa; Arthropoda; Arachnida; Araneae; Theridiidae
Product: putative inorganic phosphate cotransporter
Biological process (GO): transmembrane transport; monoatomic anion transport
Cellular component (GO): membrane
Molecular function (GO): transmembrane transporter activity
Source: RefSeq, a predicted model, not a curated record